AUGCAUAUCACCAAAAAGUUUGAUCGCGCCUUCCAAUGGGCUGGCGAAAAGAUGGGUGGCGAAGCCCGAACCUCGCAUAACGAGGAGUUCAGGACUCUCGAGGCUGACAUGAAUGUUCGCAAUCAUGGCACCGAACGUCUCCAAAAGUCGAUGAACCUCUACGUCCGCUGGCUCGGCCGCCGCUGCGACCCUCUCGAGGACAGGGACCGCACCACCCCGACCGCCCUCUUCGGCCGUACCAUGGCCGCACAUGGCGAAGAGUACGAGGCUGACUCUCAGCUCGGCAACAGCCUGGUCGCCGUCGGCCAGGCUAAUGAGCGCAUCGCGUCCAUUCAAGAAUCCUUCCUUGAACAGGCUAAUGCCACCUGGGGCGGCAGCCUCGAGCAGAGGGCUGCCAUGAUGAAAGAGUACCAGACUGCCCGCAAGAAGCUUGAGAGCCGUCGCCUUGCCUACGAUGCCAGCAAUGCCAAAAUGGAAAAAGCUAGGCGCGACGACUUCCGCGUCGAAGAGGAAGUUCGCAACAACAGGACCAAGUUCGAGGAGUCGAGUGAUGAUGUGUUGCAGCGCAUGCAGGAUAUCAAAGAAGCUGAGAGUGACGGUGUUGCCGCCCUCAACGAGUUUCUCGAUGCCCAGCUCGAGUAUCACGAGCGUUGCGCUGAGGAGCUUCGUCGUGCUCGCGACACCAUCUCGGGCGCUGCCAACUAUUCUUCGUCGCGCUCCCAGGAACCCCCUGUACCGCGCCCUCGCGCCGGCUCGCGCCCUAUCGCUCCCUCUCGUUCCAACUCACGGCAGGAUGCCCGUUCCAUUGCCACCUACGACGAACCGCAGCAGUCCGAGCAUUGCGAACCUGGACCGCCUGCCCCGCCUGCUCCACGCGUAGCUGCACGCCGCCCCUCAGCUCCGCCGCAGCCCCCCCGACCUGUGAUAUCGAGGGCAGCCACAGCUCCCCGCACAGCCGCAGCCGCCCCUCUUCCAGUUUCCAAAGUGCGAGGAGAUGCCUCGUACCUUCGAGGCGGUGACGAUGUAUUUGCGGACGACACAUCCACAGCUAGUGGCAGCGGGAGCCCUAACUACGGCGGCCAGACUCUCAGCCCCGCCACCAGCUACGGCAGCCUGAGCCGCAGCCUUGGGCCUGGUGUCGGUGGUGCCAAGGUACCGCCGCCCGUCAACCGUGCCAAAAAGCCUGCCCCUCCGCCAGUCCCUACCCGCAAGGAGAACCUCGGCUUUUGA
Molecule: messenger RNA, 1230 nt
Organism: Geosmithia morbida
Lineage: Eukaryota; Fungi; Ascomycota; Sordariomycetes; Hypocreales; Bionectriaceae
Product: Bin/amphiphysin/Rvs domain for vesicular trafficking
Exons: 3
Coding region: 1-1230 (409 amino acids)
Cellular component (GO): cytoplasm
Molecular function (GO): protein binding
Source: RefSeq, a predicted model, not a curated record